AUGGGGACCAUCAAUGUCAACAAAUCUGUGUUGAUGUGCCUGGAAAAUACAACUGUGAUUGUAACUACGGUGAAAGAUGUAUGCAGUGAUUUUGAGAAACUGAACUGCUCUCAAGGAUGCACAGUAGACUUUAAACAGAACACUUCAUAUUGUUUUUGUGCUGAUGGUUACAAUCUAGUUGGCAAAGACACAUGUGAAGACAUCAAUGAAUGUGAAGUAUCAACAAAGAACUUGUGCAGCUUCAAGUCUGGAUGUGUUAACAGAGUACCAGGAUACAGCUGUUCAUGUCCCCCUGGGUCAAGUUUGGACAAUGAUGGACGCAACUGCAAUAGUCCUGAUUCAUGUGUUUGCAAAUCUGGUUACAGACUUAAUGGCACAUUGUGUGAAGAUGUCAAUGAAUGUUUGGAUCCAAGGUUAAACACUUGUCAGCAGACAUGUCAGAACUCUGUUGGUAGCUACAGCUGUGGCUGUUAUAAAGGAUUUGCUUAUAAUGCAUCAACUAACACAUGUGAUGAUAUCAAUGAAUGUGCUCGACAAAUAGACAGAUGUAUCAACACAUUGGGCAACUACAGGUGUUCAUGCACACCUGGCUAUGUCCUCAACAGAGAUGGAUAUACAUGUGAUGUGACCAGUGUGUGCACCAACAGUUCACUUUGUCAGUACCAGUGUAUUAAUGUCAAUGGCAAUGAAACUUGUUUCUGUCCUAAAGGACAAGCUUUAAACAGUGAUUUGAGAACCUGUAGAGAUGUAGACUUGUGCAGCUCUAGUUCCUGUAGUGAUCUGUGCAGUGAAACACCUGACAAUACAAGUGUUAUAUGUUCCUGCCCUCCUGGUAAAUCUUUGGCUGCCAAUGGAAUUAUUUGCCAGUCUUGCAGUGACAACUUCUAUGGUAAAGACUGUAGCCAACAGUGUAACUGUAACAGCUUUCAUUCAACUUGUGACAAAACAAAUGGAACUUGUCUCUGUAACAAGGGAUGGACUGGUCCAACAUGUGAUGAUGAUGUAGAUGAGUGUACAAAUACCAGUAGCUGCAAUAGUCUGAAGAAUGAAAAGUGUGUUAACACACCAGGAAGUUAUUCAUGUUCAUGCCAAACUGGGUAUUACAGACCAAUUGCAACACAAGACUGCACAGGUAAGGAUUAUAUAUAUACCGGUACUUUAAACCAAUGUUAAGUAGAAAUACAUGUA
Messenger RNA from Biomphalaria glabrata, 1188 nucleotides. Its product is annotated as signal peptide, CUB and EGF-like domain-containing protein 1. The record is from RefSeq and is a predicted model, not a curated record. The transcript is spliced from 9 exons. Bases 1 to 1173 code for a protein of 390 amino acids. Gene Ontology annotation, molecular function: calcium ion binding. Gene Ontology annotation, cellular component: membrane. NCBI's taxonomy places the organism in Eukaryota, Metazoa, Mollusca, Gastropoda, Planorbidae. Gene Ontology annotation, biological process: cell communication.